UACUUGUGUGCAUGUAUAUAUAUAGUUCUUUUGUUUUUUAAACUAUUUCACCCACUCCCUCCAUCACUAUUUCAUAUUACUAUUUCAUACUUUGAGUGUGUAUAUAAAGUUCAAGUUUUCAAUUUGGUUGAAUGAUCAUUAUGUGUGGGGAUUAGUUCUUUCUGACAGCCUUCAUUCAAAGUGAAGAACAUAUUGCAUAUAUCAUUGUUCUUCUUCUUUGUCAAUUUUUUGCUUGGCACAUAAGCAAAAUUCUAAGGCUUUUCCCCACUAAAGCACAUAUUGCAUAUAUCAUUGGUCUUGUUUUCUUGAAGCAACAUUUAUAUAUUCUUGCACAGAAUUCAUAUACUCACACAUUUAUAUAGCACCUUAUUAUAGGAAACUUUCUUGUCUACAAGAUCAUAAAUUUCAUUCUUGACACUCUAAAACUCUUUGUUAUUACCUCUUUCAUUGCGACAAUUCAUUCUGGUUCUAUCGACAAAUCACCUUCCUUAUGGACACGAUUUUCUCUUCCUCUCAGGCUUUGUUGAAUGUUCAUAGUGGCAUUACUAGUCAUGUUGGAUUCAUUUGGCAACAAACUAGAACUCCUUUGGUUGUGCCAUUGCUAAGAAUUAUUUUAUUUGUUUGCUUAGCCUUAUCAUUUAUGUUAUUUGUGGAGAGGCUUUACAUGGGCAUUGUCAUAGCUUUUGUAAAGUUGUUUAGGAGAAAACCAGAGAAGAAGUACAAGUGGGAGCCACUUAAGGGUGAUUUAGAAUUGGGAAAUUAUGCCUAUCCUAUGGUCUUAGUGCAAAUACCAAUGUGCAAUGAAAAAGAGGUGUAUCAAUUGUCCAUUGGAGCUGCCUGUAACCUUUCAUGGCCAGCAAAUAGAAUAUUUAUCCAAGUUCUUGAUGAUUCUACUGACCCUGCAAUUAAGGCUUUGGUAGAGAAAGAAUGCAGGAGAUGGGCAAGCAAAGGAGUUAACAUAAAGUAUGAGAUAAGAGAUAACAGGAAAGGGUACAAAGCUGGGGCUCUCAGAGAAGGAAUGAAGCACAGUUAUGUGAAGCUGUGUAGUCAUGUGGCCAUCUUUGAUGCUGAUUUUCAACCCGAACCCGAUUUCUUGGAGCGCACCAUCCCAUUUCUUGUGCACAACCCUGAAAUCGGACUUGUUCAAGCUCGUUGGGAAUUCGUGAAUGCUGACGAGUGCUUGAUGACAAAAAUGCAAGAAAUGUCAUUUGGUUACCACUUCACAGUAGAGCAAGAAGUUGGAUCUGCUGCCCAUGCAUUUUUUGGCUUCAAUGGCACUGCUGGGGUUUGGAGAAUGGCAGCUCUUAAUGAGGCAGGAGGGUGGAAAGACAGAACAACUGUAGAAGAUAUGGAUCUAGCAGUCCGAGCCGGUCUCAAUGGCUGGAAAUUUGUCUAUGUUGGUGACCUUAAGGUGAAAAAUGAAUUGCCAAGCACCUUUAGGGCCUAUCGUAAUCAGCAACACAGAUGGUCUUGUGGACCUGCUAAUCUUUUCAGAAAAAUGGCAAUGGAGAUUGCAACUAAUAAGAAAGUUUCUGUAUGGAAGAAAUUUUAUCUGAUUUACAGCUUCUUCUUCAUCCGAAAGAUCAUUGCACACGCUGUCACCUUCAUCCUGUAUUGCGUUGUCAUUCCUGCAACGGUUUUCAUCCCCGAAGUCAAAGUUCCUAGAUGGGGAACUAUUUAUAUUCCUACAGCUAUAACUCUUCUCAAUGUACUUGGCUCCGCAAGAUCAAUGCAAUUGGUGGUGUUUUGGAUCUUAUUUGAGAAUGUAAUGUCCCUUCAUCGGACGAAAGCAACGUUCAUUGGCCUAUUUGAGUCAGGAAGAGUCAACGAAUGGAUCGUGACAGAGAAACUUGGAGAUGCUCUUAAGACCAAAAAAGGCUUAAAACCGCCGAAGAAACUUCAUUUUCGUGUUGGAGAAAGGGUACAUGCUCUUGAGCUUUUCGUCGGGUUGUACCUGCUGUUUUGUGGGUGGUACGACUAUUGGUUUGGAAAUAACAGGUUCUAUGUAUACCUCUUCCUACAAGCUAUGGCGUUUUUCGUCGUUGGUUUUGGUUAUGUUGGUGUGUUUGUUCCAAAUUCUUGAUUCGAAUUCGGGACUUCUUCCUUGGUGAAGAUUUUGAUUUAAGUUAUUACUUCGUAAAAUUAUGAAUAGUAGCUUGAAAUUCUUUUAUACAAAUGUGUAUAAGCAGCUAACAGCAUGCUUUGUUUGUAACUUUUCUUUUUUUUGUUCUUUUUAUGCAUCUGUGAAUCAGUAAGGCAUACGAAGUAAAAUGCCAAAAGAUUGUAGUUCCCUUUGUACUAUGUUUGUAGACAUAAUUUUUUGCUAAUUUACAUAUGAAAUUCUGCACCCAAAGGGAAUUCCAACAA
This is a messenger RNA of Capsicum annuum, 2367 nucleotides long. Its product is annotated as glucomannan 4-beta-mannosyltransferase 9. NCBI's taxonomy places the organism in Eukaryota, Viridiplantae, Streptophyta, Magnoliopsida, Solanales, Solanaceae. Gene Ontology annotation, molecular function: mannan synthase activity. Gene Ontology annotation, cellular component: Golgi apparatus. The coding region runs from base 491 to 2083 and encodes 530 amino acids. The record is from RefSeq and is a predicted model, not a curated record. The transcript has 9 exons.